Molecule: messenger RNA, 2280 nt
Organism: Saccoglossus kowalevskii
Lineage: Eukaryota; Metazoa; Hemichordata; Enteropneusta; Harrimaniidae
Product: BAI1-associated protein 3-like
Cellular component (GO): secretory vesicle
Source: RefSeq, a predicted model, not a curated record
AUGUCUCUUCUGUUCAAUUUCAGUAAUUGGUUGGCUUUUAGUAGGCAGCAUAUGCAGCAAGCUUUGGACUAUGCAUUCUUAUACAGACUGAUAAAAAAACUAGAAGAGCUCUGGAUUCCUUCUGCACUAUCCAGGGACUAUGAGGAAAUGCUGGGUCAUUCGCUGUGUACAUUUAUCGACUUUUGCCUGGGACUUUUGAGCAAACAAAGAGAUUUAUUUCCUCCCGCAAACAAAGCUGCUUACUACAGAUUGGAGUAUUUGCUGAGGUGUCUGCAACACAUUUAUAAUAUGGAGCUAUUUAAACAAUGUUGCCCAUUUAGGAAAGAGUUACACAGAGAAGUGAUUGAUGCUAUCAAGAAAGGCACAGUUGACUGGUAUGAGACUGUUCAUGCAUUAGCUGAACCACUAGUACAGUCAGAAGAAGAACAAGUUACAAGUCUUGUCUCAUUGGGUAAUACACUAAAUACUGAUAUGCAGAGAGGAGUCAAAUAUUAUCACAAACUCUAUCAGAAUAUUGUAAAAGUGGACUACUUUACAAUUACAUUCAGACAACUUGAAAAACUAAUUGCAGAAGAUGUAAGCCGAGCUAUGGAGGAAGUAAAUAGAAUUAUAAAGUCCCAUGAUGGGAAAGAUCAGAACUAUUCAGUUGGUACUUCACUUUUUGAAAUAUAUCUGGCUUUGAAAGAACUACUGGCAUAUAAACAGUAUCUAUCUCCAAAUGAAGCUAAGAAUUUAGCAUUAGCCAAUUAUCAUGUGUGGUUUAAAUAUUGUGUACAGAAAUGGUUGGAUAUUGCUAAAGAUAAAGCCAUGGACCGAAUAAAGAAAUCAGUGGAAUUAGACAAGAUAGUUCUAGUUGACUGUAUGGUGAAACACAGUACAUCUGCUGUUGAUACCAGUUGCUGUUUUGCACAGAUCCGUGAAUUUUGGCAGAAGUUGGAUUGGCCUGAUACAACCGGUUCUUUCUUGUAUGUUACAAAGGUUACUGAUGAUAUCGCAAAAGGUGCUGUGUACUAUGCAGAUGUUAUGCAUGACAAAUUAAAACAAAACGGCUACUUUGAUGAUGAAGGACAAUUUGAUAUUACAGAACAGCUAUGUAUAACAAUAAAUGAUAUAGAACAUGUGAGAAAGUCUCUGAAACCGCUGCCCCAAGUGUUAGGAUAUUCUGAGAUACAACAUGCCAUGGAAAAAGCACAUGGCAGUAAAAGUGGAAAACAGUGCAGGGAAUCUUUACAUACUGUGUUGAAAAGUGCUGAUGAAGAUAUGUGUAAUCAGAUAUGGAAGAUUGUACAAAGAGUUGGUGAGAAGAUGAAACCAGAUAUCAAGAAAUUUGUCUUUCAUCUCACAUGGGCACCCAUGUCUGUACCAGCUGAUGACGCGAUAUGUCCACUGAUGGAGUAUUUGGACAGUAACUUGAUAACACUUAACAAUACAUUACUACGAGCAAACUUUGACAGAAUCCUUGAGGAGAUCUGGCAUGUUGUGUUGAAUGAGUUACAGGAACAAGUGGAAUCUAAUGAAGGGAAAGAGACUUUGUUUUAUCUGCGACUGUUUGAUGCCUUAGAGAUCUUAAUUGACUUUUUCUAUGCUGAUGAGAAGGGUCUCUCAAUGGAUCUUAUCAUGAAUGAAGACUGCAAAUUACUACUAAACUACUUAAAACUUAAUAAAACACCAACUGAAGAGCUUAUUGAGCUUUACUACUUGGAAAAGAUAGAUGAACAGGUUCAUAGAGAAAGUGAGGAGUUUGGUGCACUUACUGUCAAGUGCUUUUACAACCAAGAAAGAGAAAAGUUUUGUAUACAGAUAAUGAACGCAGCAAAUGUCAUUCCUCUGGAUUCCAACGGAUUAAGUGAUCCAUUUGUAAUGGUGGAAUUAUUGCCUAAACAUGUGUUCAAUCGACUUGACGUGAAACAAACCAAGGUUGUCAAGAAAACACUACACCCACUUUUUGAAGAGAACUUUGAAUUUGUUGUGUCGACAGCUGACUGUCGUCAUAGAGGAGCAUGUGUCUUGCUUACUGUGAUGGACCAUGAUAUCAUUCUAACUAACGACUAUGCCGGUGAAGCCUAUCUGCCUCUUGGUAGCAUACCAGGACUUUCUCAUGAUUGUGGUGGAUUUGAGAAACUUAAACCAAUGACUUUAUUACUAAGUCAACCUACUGCAUCUACCGGCAAUGACCUGUUCAGCAUCUUGGAAAGCAGAGCACAUUCAGACAAGGCUGCCCAGGAAAUUGUGAAAAAAAGACAUCAACUGAUCGAGAAAGUACAGUCUCAGAAAUCAUAG